CAGCAGACUGUGACUGGUGGUCUGUCAUACAAAUUGUAAACAUUGUUGAUUGUUUUACAUUGCACAUGUUUUUGAAAUAAAACGUAAAAAAUGGCUAAAGAUCCAUUAGAUGAACUAACUGAAUUCCUUAAACCAGAUUCAAGAAUCGACCUGAAACACAUUUCUCUAGAUCACCUAUUAGGAUUAUCAGGAACUGAUGAAGGAAUCAGUAUUUUACUUGGAAAAGAGCAAAUUAUCAAAAACAUCAUCGAUUUAACGAACGACAGAAUAGAUGAAAUAAGCAAAAACGCCCUCCUUUUACUAGUUAACGUAACUGCGAACGCCAAAGGUGCAUUGGAGCUGCUUAAAUACAAGCCAGAAACGAAGAAAAAUAUAGUUGAACUGUUUAUAGGUUAUGUAAUGGAUCCUCAAAAAAAGAACGCAGAUGCGGUAUGUAUGAUCUUAUCAAACAUCACGCGGGUGGAAGAAGCACUUGACAUAUGUACAGAGACUUUUCUACCGCAUCUAAACGAUAUUCUGAACGUAUUCGCCAAUAUAGAUUACAAUAAAGUUGAUUCCAAUUUGAAUUACCUUGGACCAAUGUUUAGUAAUCUAAGCUGUAGUCCGCGCAUUCGCAAAUGGUUGACGGAAGAAAACCCGCACAUUCCUUUAAUAAAACUGCUCCCGUUCUGUAAUUACAAUCAAUCGAACAUAAGACGUGGCGGCGCUAUCGGCGUAUUACGAAAUAUAUCCUUCGACACUUCAUAUCACAACUUCCUAUUAUCAAACGAUUUGGAUUUAUUAACGUACCUACUGACGCCUAUAAUCGGCAACGAAGAUUAUCCAGACGAGGAAAUGGACGCAUUACCGAUAGCGUUACAGUACUUGCCGAAGGAAAAAGAACGUGAUCCGGAUGUUGAUAUACGAAAGAUGGUAUUGGAGACGCUAAAUAAGCUGUGUGCGACGAAACACGGCAGAGAGACACUACGAAACUACGGGGUUUAUUACGUACUACGCGAAUAUCACAAAUGGGAGAAAGACCCGAAAGUUUUGCUUGCGUGUGAAAACGUGGUGGAUAUUUUGAUACAAAAAGAGGAUGAAGUGGGGGCAGAUGAUUUGUCGAAAGUGGACGUACCAGAAGAUAUGAAGGAAAAGUUUGAGAGUAUGGACGAAGAUUAUGUUAAGGAUGUACAAUCUAGUUAGUGAUGAGAAAAUUAAACUGGGAUAAUGCAGUUUGUAGAACGAGCCCUACAAUCGUUUCUAUAUUAGGGUUGUCACCCUGGUGAGGUGGGGCCUUGUUUUUGUUAUUGGAGAAGUUUGUCUGUAUAAAAACUGUAUAUAUGUGUAUAGCACACAAUUAAAAUGAUAAAAUAUUUGUUAAUAAACUGUUAAACUGAAAGCAUUUCUUAAGACACAAACUAUUGCUUUUUUAUCCCAAUAAAAAAAAUAUAAGAAUGAAUAAAAAUGGAUGGGACAAUCUUAAACAAAAUAAGUAUAUGCUGAAUAUUAGAAAAUAUAUAUGAUAAAUAUUUUUACUUAAAAACCAACCUGUCCUGUAAUUGCCAGACCUAGACCAAAUUUAAAUGGGAAAGUACAAAUAAAUAGGAUUACUAACAUUGGUUCACCUAGUUAAAUGUUCUAUUGUAACAAAUACAAAAAUAAAGUUGGAAUUGAGAACUGCUUUCUCCUUUUCUAAAGAUGGUUGAAGUCAUGUGCAGUUGCAAUUGGUAUUAAGUAAGCAAUAAAAGAAAAUAAUAUUAUAUGUAAAGGUGCAUAGUUUAUGGCUUCUUAUUUAAUUAGUAACUAAAAUGUUACUUGUAAUUAUAUAAAUUCAUGUUAAAAAUGAAUGAAUCAAUUUAUUAAUGAUUCACAUUUAUUUUUAUCUUGUUUUAUUACAUCAACAACAGUAUCUGAUGAAACUUUUAUAUGAUGAAUAUAUUUGUUACCUUUUGAUAUAA
Molecule: messenger RNA, 1937 nt
Organism: Zerene cesonia (dogface butterfly)
Lineage: Eukaryota; Metazoa; Arthropoda; Insecta; Lepidoptera; Pieridae
Product: protein HGH1 homolog
Exons: 1
Coding region: 91-1182 (363 amino acids)
Source: RefSeq, a predicted model, not a curated record